UCUGUUGAAUUUGGCUGAGGAUGAAUGGAAGUAUUGUAAUAAUAUGUAAUUAGAUUCAUUGAAUGAUUUUAAAACAGAUAGAUGAAGAUGUGGGCUUGUUGAAAUUUGUAAUUAUUAUAGCUUGAAAUUGCUGAAGAACUUUUCCUGAACUUGGUUAUGAAUUUUGACUAAUUAUAAACACAUCGAAGAACAAAUGUGCGUUAUGCUCAUGUUAUAAGAACAAUUUUCAUAUCUUAUAUAUUUGAGAAUUCAUAUAUUGUAAGCUGUUGUCUUACAUUUGAGUUGAUGUAUGAUUAUUUCAAAAUGAUAAUUGUAUUAGUUUCCUGCUCAUUGAAAUACAAUGCACGACGAUAAUUUUUUAUUUUAUGUGCGUGGGCUUCCUUUAUGUGAAAAAAGAAAUGUUUCAACUUCAUUUGCGGUAUGGCAUUAGUGAAUUCCAUCUUAAGCAGCCCAGGACCUUCGUUGCGAAAUAUAGAUCGAGUUUUGGAAGAUGCACAAUUGAAAGGUGAACUAAAAUUGAGCUAUCGCAAACUCAAAGAAUUUCCAAAAAUUGCUUAUAAAUAUGAUUUAUCUGAUGUUGUGAGAGCUGAUUUGUCAAAGAACCGUCUUAGUGAAUUGCCUGAAGAAAUAUGCUUUUACUUACUACUCGAAGAGCUAGAUUGUUAUAAUAAUGUGAUACGCUCAGUUCCAGAUGCCAUUAUUAAUUUGCAAUCUUUAGUUUACAUAAAUCUAAGUCGUAACCAGUUGACAGUCAUUCCUAUUGCUCUUUGCCAUCUUCCAUUGCAAGUGUGUAUUCUAAGGAACAAUCGUAUUGUUUCCAUUCCUGAAGAAAUUUCUUCCAUGAAAUGCCUCAAAGAUUUGGAUGUUAGCUGUAAUGAAAUAACAAUAAUCCCUCCUCAGCUGGGAAGUGUGUCUACACUCCAGCGAUUGAAUUUAAAAAGGAAUCUACUAGUAGAAAUUCCAUUAGAACUUUGCCAGCUGAGACUGAUCUCUUUUGAUGUUUCUGCAAAUAGAAUUUCGGCGCUUCCAACCCAAUUGCGUUUUAUGACUUCCUUGCAAGAUUUGGUAUUAGACCAAAAUCCUAUGACAUUCCCUCCAGCAGUUUUGUGUAAAAGAGGAAGAAUCCAUGUUUUCAAGUUCCUGGAAAUUCAAGCAAUAAAAGAAGAUAAACGUGGAAUUGUUUUGGAAACAGAAUUUCAGAAAUUCCGCAGUCCUCCUGUUCUAUCUGAUACUAGAUUUCAAAAUGGUUUUGCCGGUGGUAGUUGCAGGAAAAGUUAUACUUUUGAUUCCGGUUACAGCACAUCUGACGGUGAUACUAGAUCUCAAGAGUCACAAGAUCUCAUUUGUGGGUUCAAGAAAUAUCCGGGAGAAUCACCUCAUUGGGAGAUGUCUAGCAACAUUUCUACAAGGAAUCAAAAUACUAACACACUGUUCAAUUAUGUUCCUGUAAAUGCUGAAGAGAAAGCAUCUGAAAAAAAUUCUGAUUUGAUCACUGUACAAACAUUCAAAGAAUACAAAGAAUCAGUCAAGAAAAAAAGAGAAGCUACUGCACCAAAUAUUUAUAAAAAAGCUUCCAGUGAUGAAAACAGCUCUGAACUUUCUCCGAAACUUUCGACAUCAAAAACAAAAAGUACCUUGGCUUCCAAGCACACAUUGCGCAAAGAUGGUCUUGUAACUUCUUCGCAGACUGAAGAUGAGUCCAAAGCAAUGAGUAUGCCUCUAGUCAAUCAGUGGCAGUUUGAUUCUGCUGGAUCAGAAGUGUUUGUGGACAGUAUGCCAAAGAAUCAUGUACCAAAUGAGUCCAUGAAGAAGCAGUGUUUGGUGGAGAAGAAACAUUCGCUUCAGGAGGAGAAAGGAUUGGAUAAGGAUGCUGCACAAAAUAAUUUUACGUGGCCAAAGAAUUCAUAUACUCCUGUUAAACCGUUGAAGUCUAGUUUUACUAUGAAAAGAGAGUUUGAUAAAGCCCGUGAAGAACAAGAACUGAUCUCCAAGUUAAGAGAGAUUUUAGAAAGCAGGUUGAAACUGAAACUUCCCGAUGAAAUGGAGACCGCCCUCAAUGAUGGUGUAUUCCUCUGCCAUUUAGCAAACAACAUCAGAGCUAAUUCUGUCACCUGCAUCCAUGUGCCUUCUCCGGCAGUGCCUAAAUUAACAGUUGCCAAGUGCAGAAGAAAUGCAGAUAAUUUUUUAGAGGCCUGCAGGCGUGUAGGUGUUCCAAAUGACCUCUUGUGUUCUCCUCAGGACAUCCUUGGUGAACAAGGUGGACUUGUACGCAUUGCUAUCACUGUUCAAGAACUCGUAACUCGUUGCAUCAAGGCUUAGUAACUGUAAUGAUUUAAAACUUUUGACACUAGUCUCAUCUAGAAUUGGAGGAUAGAUAUUUAUCCAUCAUUUUGAUAUUUUUUUUAAACAGAGAUGAGAAAUUUUGUAUCGUGUUUUGGGCAUGUUUGUGUGAAAGAGAUAGAGUGAACAGAUGCAAACUGACUGCUCAUCUAGGUCUAGCAUAUGGUAAUUCAUUAAUCUUUCUACCGAUAUACUUAGGAAAGAUUCUUUUAAUACAUUAGCUGAUGAAUCUGAACAGUUCUAAAACUUAUCUAGUCAUAAUGCAUUUCUUCUGAAUGAAUGUAGAUUCUUAGUAUAUUCCCCUCUUUGUACAAAACAUUUAAAAUUAUAUUCUGUCAGAAUCAUGUAAAUUACAUUUUAAUUUAAAAUACCUGCACAUUUUUAUUACAGCACUAUUUACAUUUGAAAUUAUAUUCGUCAAGGGUAAUAAUGGCAUAUUAUUUUGCCUCUAUUAUUUGCAAAUAUCUUUGCAGUCAUUGAAAUUAUUUAUAAAUGUAUUAAAAGAUUACAAGAAAGGUAUUAUGAUGUUUAAUAUGUUUGCAUGACGAUAUUCUAUGAGUGAAUUUUUUUUAUUAAUAAUGUAUUGAAUAUGCGUGUAUAUAUUAUUUUAAUGCACAAUCAGUUUCAUUCUCAUCUCACUAUUAUCUAAUGAUGUAAAAUUUUUUUUAUUGUAAUUAUUUUUCAAUGCAUCAUACUGUUUUAUAAAAAGGAAGUGAAACAAGUGCUUAACAUCUGUUUAAUUUUCAUCAUGUACUUACUAACUGCAUUUCAACAAAUGUGGGUAAAUUUUAUUAGAAAAUUUUGUUUUGUGUUGUAAGAAUCGAUUCUUAUUUUUUUAAAUUAUGAUAUGUACUUAGAAAAUCAGCCUGGAAAAGAGGAGGAACUUCUUCAUUGCAGUGAAUUAAUUUUACCUCCUCUGACCAAUCUCUUUUGAAAUGAAUUUAGAAAAAUUCUGUACUUAAAUGAACUAACAACAUGCUUUGUUUUUGAUAACAUAAGCAUAUUUAUGUUGAAUCUAGAAUAAUUUUAAACAAUUUUUAUUACUGUAUAUUAAAAAGUGUUAUGAGAAAUUCUUUUUAAGGAGUUUCUAAUUUUUCUGUGAUGUAAUUGCUAUAUUAGAGUAUUGUUUAAUAUAUUUAUAAAUUGCUUAUGAAAAACUAAAAUUCAUUCUUAAAUUUCUUUUUGGACUCAAAAUUUCAUUAAAAUUUGACUUUUUGGUAAUAAUGUUUGAAAAUUAAAUUGUGAUAAAUUAUGUUAAGUUUUGCCCUUUUACACACAAAGAGGUCCAAAAGAAUUUAUUUAUUUAAUACGAAUGACUAAUUUUCUCAUAAACAAUUAAUUAUAGACUAUGAUUCCAAUUUAAGAAAUGAAUCAUGUUAAGUAACCUUUAAAUAUAAUAAACCAAAUAUUUAGGAAGCUAUUCAAAACUUAAUAUUUACAUAGGCCCCAUUUGGAAAAAUAUAGAGAAAAUGUACACUAUAUAUAUAUAGUGUAUGUAUUAAAAAGCUUAUUGCCAUUUUUAGAAAUGCUAAAAUUUGAAAUUCGUGCACUUAAUGAAGUUUAAUUUUUAUAUGACCUCUAAUCACUUUUCUAUUUAAGUCGAAGUGCUGUAAAUCAUACAAUUCGGGCAAUGCUUUUUGGGCUGUUAUUCAAUGUUAUGAAUUUCUUUUUUUCCCUCCCCCUGUAAGGUUUUUAAUGGAAUAAGAAAUAGUUUAAUACAUAUAUCUUUAUAUAAACAGCCCGUAUAAAAAUGAAAAUUUCAUGCUUUUUUUUGGGCGGGGUCUGUUAUGCGAUUAGAACUUGAUUUAAUUCAUUUCUUAAAUUGGAACCACAAAUUUGCACUGAACUGUGGAGAUAUUUUGUUGUGCGGUUUUCUCAAAACGAUGAAAACUAUUUUUGUAUAUUUGUUUUAAACUAUCGUAUUCUCAAAACGAUGAAACUAUUUUUGACUUGUUUCGUAGUAAAUAGUAGUAAUAUGAAUUUGUGAAUUUUUUUUCCAUUUAAAUUUUGUUCAGCAGUCUUCAGCAUCUUAAUUCAAAAACUGAUCAUUAUAAAAUUAUUUGGCAGUCUUAAAGAAGUGAAAAUUCUAAAUUUAGUACAAUUAUAUUUCAAGCUGUUAAUCAUAUUAUUUUUCAUCUGGGAUAGUAGUAAAUGUGAGUUUGUGAAUUUUUUUUUAAUAUAUUUUGUGCAGCCAUCUUUAGCAUCGUAAUUGAAAAAUAGAUCAUUAUAAAAUUAUUUGGCAGUCUUAAAGAAGGAUAAAUUCUAAAUUUAGUACAAUUAUAUUUCAUUGACAUAUUUCAAGCUGUCAAUCAUAUUAUUUGGAAAACACUAAGCAUGCAAGUAACUAUCGUAUUCUCCCAUGCAUGGUGUCAUGGUAUAAGUGGGUAGUACAUCCAGCUAAUAAUUGUAAGAUCUGUAAUUCAAAUCCUAGUGAGGGCACAGCUUAUUUCUUAAGUUGCAUUUCUUACAUAAAAAUUCUUAAUAAUCUUAACACAUAUUUUGGGUCUUUUUUUAUUUAAUUUUAUUAAAACUUAUGAUUUUUAAAUAUGUUUAAGAAAGUAGCAGAAUUUCAUAUGAGUAGAAUUCCAAAUAUGAAGACCAAGACUGCUGUCUGUGCGAAUAAGUAUUAUGUCUUUUUCUCUAGAUUAUGGUAAUACUGAUAAAAUUUCAGUUUCUUAGGUAUUGUAUAUUGUUUUAACAAAAAUUAUGUAAUUAUGAAGAAAAAGGGAAACUCUGAAACUGGUUUCUAAACAUAAUUUUUCCCCUUCAAAAUUAAAGAAUGAAACUAUUUUUGUAUGUCUAAACACACAACUACUUCUAUUUCAAUUUAAAUAAAGCUUAAAUUAGUUUUUAUUUACUAUGACUUCAAACUAAAGAUAUGAUAUUGCUUUAGUGAAAAUGUGUUGGAAUUACAUAGAAGAAUUUUUAAUUUGCGUAAUGAACUAAAGGACUGCUGCUGUUACACAUAGUAUGAAAAAGAGAUGCAUGGAGAGGCAUUUCAUAUUUAUAAUCUCUUUCGCUUAUCAUUUGUUUACUUAUUUAUUAUUUUAUUUUAUUUUAGACAUUUCUGGGAAGGCAUCUACAAAAUCUUUGGAUUGUAACAUUAUUUUACCAUGCAUAAAUCGUGUACUUGCUUUGGCAAAUGUUGUUACUGCUCAAAACAUAAUCCAUUCUACACUAGUGACCUUCAACUCAUAUGUCAUCUGUGACUUAGCCUUUGAUGAUUAUUGAUUUGGCUUGAUUAAAUUAUCUUGUAGCAAUCUAUCUACUUAUAGCAUAUAAUUGCUUUUCUGUUAAUGUUUAUAGGCAAUAUAUUUGCCAGAUAUUUGAGCUGAUUUGUAUGUCGUAUACAUUCAUCUAAAUUAUUAGACUAUCUUCUUAAAAUAUAUGAGGUUUAUUAAUUAUUUAAUGAUCUGUUUGUUGCAUUUUUAUAUUAUUUAUUGAGAAACUUAAAAGUGUGUAAACAGCAACAAACCUAAUUUAUUGGCCAGAAAGAAAAAUUAAGGGUCUAGAUAACUGGAAUUCUGCUGGAUUUGAAACUUGGUGCCAG
Molecule: messenger RNA, 5890 nt
Organism: Stegodyphus dumicola
Lineage: Eukaryota; Metazoa; Arthropoda; Arachnida; Araneae; Eresidae
Gene: Lrch
Product: Leucine-rich-repeats and calponin homology domain protein
Cellular component (GO): cytoplasm
Molecular function (GO): protein binding
Source: RefSeq, a predicted model, not a curated record